AAAAAAAAAAAAAAAAAAAAAAAAGAUGUGUUCGUGGGGGAAGCAUCGAUUGCUCAAUUGCGCUAGUAUAUAAACCAGCCCUCAUGAUGGCGACUUAUCUGCAACCACGUCGUCCACAACCCGAGCGCAGGCAUUUUGGCGUCGACUAAAAGUUCCCUCGCUUUGGAUAUCAAAAAGAUCGCAAAAAUGGGCCUCAGCAACAAAUUCACAGAUGAUAUCAAGGAGGUGGAUGUCAUCAUCGUCGGCGGCGGGACUGCUGGCUGCGUCGUGGCCAGCCGACUCGCCGCCGCCGCCCCGAACCUGCAUGUGCUCGUCGUGGAAGGCGGCCGCGACAACUACAAGGACCCGCUCAUCAUCAACCCUUUUGCCUUUAUAAAGAACCAGGACCCCAGCGCCAAGACGGCCCUGUUCUUUCGCGCUGGCAAGUCGGAGGACCUGGGUGGGCGCGAGCUGGUGGUGCCGACGGGAGGGAUACUGGGCGGCGGGUCGAGCAUCAACUUUCUGAUGUACACCAGAGGUCACCGGUCCGACUUUGAAUCGUGGAACACCCCAGGUUGGGGUCCCGACGACAUGCUCCCGUUCCUUAAAAAGGCCGAAACAUACCACGGCACCGGCUCGGCAGCGGUGCACGGGUCGACGGGCCCCAUCCACAUCAGCAGCGGCACGUACCGCAACGAGGAGCUGACGACCGACUUCAUCCGGGCCGUCACCUCGCUCGGCUUCCCCGAGACGGCCGACCUGCAGGACCUCGAGAGCGUCGACGCCGUGUCCCGCCACCUGCGCUUCGUCAGCCCGGCCGGCGACCGCUCCGACUCGGCCCACGCCUACCUGCACCCCCUGCUGCGCGACGGCCAGCACCCGAACCUGCACGUGCUGGUCGAGCACAACGUGUCGCGCGUGCUGUUUGACGACGACGACGACAACAAGCAAGCCUGCGGCAUCGAACUCGUCCCGAACCCGCUCUUCCACCAGCAAUCCCCUCCCUCGCCGCCCUUCACCGUCAAGAGCCGCCUCAACGCCGUCGUCCUGUCCGCCGGCGCGCUGUGCACGCCGUCCAUCCUCGAGCGGUCGGGGAUCGGCGCCGCCGCCGUGCUGGAGCGCGCCGGCGUCCCGCUCAAGGUCGACCUGCCCGCCGUCGGCGAGAACCUGCAGGACCACCACAUGCUGCUGGUGCCCUUCCGCUCCGCCUUCCCGCCCGAGGUCCUGGGCAACGUCGCGCUGCUGGGCGACAUUGCCGACGUGCCGCGCCAGGCCGAGGCGCUGUCCGUCUGCGGCCGCCGCGGCUCCAACUUUAUCGAGGCCGCCGCCAAGCUGCGCCCGUCGGCCGACGAGGUCGAGGCGCUCGGGGCAGACUUUCGGGAGGGCUGGGAGAGGGACUAUGUCACUAGGCCCGGCAGGGGUCUGGUGCAGAUUUGCAUGGCUGGCGGAUUCCCCGGCCCCAACGACGAACCAAGCUGCGAAAACAUCGCCCUGUCGGCCUUCACCUUGUACCCUUACAGCCGAGGCAGCGUGCACAUAACGGGCCCGUCGCCCACCUCUGACGAGCCCGCCUUCGACUCGGGCAUAUUCUCAUCCUCGCCCUCGUCCGCGCCCUCUUUGUCGUCCCCGUCGUCGUCGGUCUCGUCCUUGUCCGCCACUUCCUCCUCCAGCUUCGACGUCGCCGCCUCCUGCUGGACCUACAAGAAGCUGCGAGACAUUGCCCGCCGCCUCGACAGCUACCGCGGCGAGGUCGCCUACGCCCACCCGCCGUUCCCCCAGGGCUCCGGCGCCGCCCUGUCGCAGCUGCCCGUGGACGGACCUUCGCUGGCGGAAAAAUGCGGCGGGCCGGACAAGGUGCCCAAGCUUGUGUACAGCGCCGAGGACGAUGCGGUUCUCGAGGCCUACGUCAGGAACGCGGUGCAGACGACGUGGCACACGCUUGGGAGUGUGAGGAUGGGUCCUAGGGAGGGUGAUGGUCAGGGUGGACCAAAGGGGGCUGUCGACAGCAGUCUAAAUGUUUACGGCGUAAAGGGUCUCAAGGUCGUAGAUUUGAGCAUCGUGCCUGAGAAUAUUGGUGGAAACACAAACAUGACUGCUAUUGCGAUAGGAGAGAAGGGAGCGGAUAUUUUGUUGCGGGAGUUGGGGAUUCUGAAGACCAACUGAACUAGAAACGACUAGACUAGACCUAGAACUAGACGCGACUAGAACUUGGACAGUUUAGGUAAUGUACAUCUGCGAUGAGAUGUCGUGCUUUCAGCAUGCCG
This is a messenger RNA of Pyricularia oryzae 70-15, 2243 nucleotides long. Its product is annotated as alcohol oxidase. Gene Ontology annotation, molecular function: oxidoreductase activity, acting on CH-OH group of donors; flavin adenine dinucleotide binding. The transcript has 5 exons. The record is from RefSeq and is a predicted model, not a curated record. Bases 187 to 2142 code for a protein of 651 amino acids. Lineage: Eukaryota; Fungi; Ascomycota; Sordariomycetes; Magnaporthales; Pyriculariaceae.